This is a messenger RNA of Callorhinus ursinus (northern fur seal), 1634 nucleotides long. RefSeq names its product zinc finger protein 891 (gene ZNF891). The record is from RefSeq and is a predicted model, not a curated record. Gene Ontology annotation, molecular function: DNA-binding transcription factor activity, RNA polymerase II-specific; RNA polymerase II transcription regulatory region sequence-specific DNA binding. Gene Ontology annotation, cellular component: nucleus. Lineage: Eukaryota; Metazoa; Chordata; Mammalia; Carnivora; Otariidae. Gene Ontology annotation, biological process: regulation of transcription by RNA polymerase II; embryo development.
AUGGCAGCCAUUGACCUAUCCCUCAUAUGGGCUCUGCCAACACAGGAUUCUGCCUGUUUAUACGUGAGAAAUACUGAGGAAGAAAGGAUGGUGACUGGUUUUCCAGCAACCUGGUUACAGGUACCAGUGACCUUUAAAGAGUGGAUGAUGCUUGAUUCUGAUCAGAGACGAAUUUACAGAGAUGUGAUGCUAGAAAACUAUAUGAAUCUUACCUCAGUGGAAUAUCAAUUAGGGAAGCCUACUAUGAUCUCCCCGUUGGGUCAAGAAGAGAUAAGAACUAUGAAAAGGAGACUUCUCUAAGGCACCUAUCCAGACUGGGAGAUUCAACUUAAAACCAAAGAUAUUUUUAGGGAAAAAUCAUCCAAUGGAGUGAAAAUGAUAAAAUUCAUAAUGGACAGUUGGUCCUCCACAUUAAGUGAAGACCAGGAAUGCCAGAUCAGAAGACAGCACAAGAUCCCAGAGGGAAAUUUGAGGGAAGUGACCCAAAAGAAAACAGCACCUCAGGAGAGAUUCUAUGACCAUCAUGAAUUAGAGGAAAACUCUAAACUUGGAUCAAAACUUGUUUUUUGAAAGAGAGUCUCCACUGGUAAACAUUGCCAUAAAUGUUACUUAGAUAUUGAGAGUUUGAAACAUAAUUCAAUCGUAAACAAUUUCAAGAGAAACCGUGUAAGAGGGAAGCUCUGUGAAAGUCAUAAAUAUGAUAGAGCUCUGUGGCAUCUUGAAAAAACUCCACAAAAAUGUGCUUGCUUCAAACAUGGUAUACACCUCAAGCAUAAUAAUAUGCUUCCUAUAUAUAACAAUUUUCAUAUGGUGGAGAAUUCCUAUGAAUGUAAUAAAAGCAAGACUUUUUGUCGUCAUCCAUCCAAUAGGCCACAGGAGCAAACUCCUAAUGGAGAGAAAUGUCAUAAAUGUAAUCAAUGUGGGAGAGCCUUCAGAAAACUUUGUAAUCUUAUUUUGCACAAGAAAAGUCACAUGGGCAAAAAACAAUAUGAAUGUAAAGAAUGUGGGAAAGUCUUCAACGAUUCCUCAACCCGAAGGAGACAUGUAAGAACUCACACUGGUGAGAAACCCUACAAAUGUAAUCAAUGUGGAAAAGCUUUCAGUCAAAAAACAUCUCUUAAGAUUCAUGUGAGAACUCACACUGGAGAGAAACCUUAUGAGUGUAAUCAUUGUGGAAAAUCCUUUGGCACAAGUUCUUACCUAAUUGAGAGAAUACAUACUGGGGAGAAACUCUAUGACCGCAAUGACUGUAGAAAAGCCUUUACUAUACGCUCAAACCUUAAAGUUCACAAGAAAAUCCACACUCGAGAGAAUCUCUACAAAUGCAAUGACUGUGGGAAAGUUUUUAGUGGUCUCUCAUCCCUUAGAAUACAUGUGAGAACUCAUACUGGAGAGAAACAUCAAUGUAAGGAAUGUAGGAAAACCUUCAGUGUUUCCUCUUCCCUUAGGAGACGUGUGAGAACUCACACUGGAGAAAAACCCUAUGAAUGUAUUCAAUGUGGAAAAGCCUUGAGUCGGAGUUCUUCACUUAUUAUACACAAAAUUUAUACUGGGAGAGAAACUAUAAAUGUUAUGAAUGUGGAAUUGAUUUAUUCAUUGCCUUAAGGUGGACUCCAACUCAUUAUUUCAGGCUU